AUGAAAAAUAAGGAAGAGGACGAGGAUGUCACAUUGAAAGAAGCGUUUGGAGUGAAAGAGGAAGAGGGUAUAGAGACUGUCACAUUGAAAGAAGAGGAGGAGGAGAUAGGAGAUCUGAUUAACACCAGAGAGAGACCAGACUCUCCCUCUGACAGCGGGAAGAGUCCUUCAGGGGACCCAGACCAGGGUCCUUCAGGGCAAUCAGACCAAUCAGAGGCUCCCAAACCAGCAGGACAACAUCACUGCUCCCACUGUGGAAGGAAUUUUACUAAGUUAGGGAGCCUGAAGAAACAUGAGAGGACACACACAGGGAAAAAUACUUUCCAAUGUUCCGAGUGUGGGAAAGGUUUUCUUUGGUUAUAUCACCUUAAAAGGCAUGAGAGGACACACACAGGAGAGAAACCUUUCCAGUGUUCAGAGUGUGGAAAGAGUUUUAACGAAUUAGGGUACCUGUUAAUACACAAGAGAAUACACUCGGGAGAGAAGCCUUACCACUGCUCCAAAUGUGGAAUUACUUUUACCUGGUUAGGGAGCCUGAAAACGCAUGAGAGAAUACACACUGGAGAAAAUCCUUUCCAAUGUUCCCACUGUGGAAAGAGUUUUAGCCAGUUAGGGAACCUAAAUAGGCACAAGAGGACACACACAGGAGAGAAGCCUUACCAAUGCUCUCAGUGUGGAAAGAGUUUUAGGGGUUUAGUGAGCCUGAAACAGCAUAAGAGAAUAGACACAGGAGAGAAGCCUUACCACUGUCCCCAGUGUGGAAAGAGUUUUAGAUGGUUAGGCACCUUGAAAAUGCACGAGAGGACACAUACAGGAGAAAAGCCUUACCAAUGCACCAUGUGUGGAAAGAGGUUUACCCAGUUAAAGUCCAUGAAAUUACACGGGAGGAUACAUACAGGAGAGAAGCCUUACCACUGCUCCCACUGUGGAAUGACUUUUACCUGGUUAAUAAACAUGAAAACUCAUGAGAGAAUACACACAGGAGAGAAGCCUUAUCAAUGUUCCGAGUGUGGAAAGACUUUCAGGGGUUUAGUAAACCUGAAACAGCAUGAGAGAACACACCCACAAGAAAAGCCCUACCAAUGCUCCCUGUGUGGAAAGAGUUUUACCAAGUUAGGGGGCCUGACUAGGCAUGAGAGGACACACACAGGAGGGGAUAAGACCUACCACUGCUCCCUGUGUGGAAAGACAUUUAACCGGUUAAGACAUCUGAAUAAGCAUGAAAGAAUACAUACACAGGAGGAGAAGACAUACCACUGCUCUCACUGUGGAAAGACAUUUUCCCAGUCAGAGGACCUGAAAUCACAUGAGAGAAUAGAGAGGCUGUGUUCUGACUUAUGUUUUUGACUGAGAAUUUGUGUUGUUGUUGAUGCCACAUAAAAUCAUGUUGUUUAAUGAAAUCAUUUAAAAAAUCGGUUUACUUAAAAAUAAAAAUAAAUGUAUCAUGUAUAAAUGAGAUGUAAAAAAUUUGGUGUAUGACAGGUGUAUGAAAUCGAGCAAUCUUCAUAGAAAAACAUUGGCAGUAGAAUGGCCUUA
This is a messenger RNA of Coregonus clupeaformis (lake whitefish), 1536 nucleotides long. Its product is annotated as zinc finger protein 501-like. The transcript is spliced from 3 exons. The coding region runs from base 1 to 1347 and encodes 448 amino acids. NCBI's taxonomy places the organism in Eukaryota, Metazoa, Chordata, Actinopteri, Salmoniformes, Salmonidae. The record is from RefSeq and is a predicted model, not a curated record.